Rotaria sp. Silwood1 is the source of this 3288-nucleotide messenger RNA. NCBI's taxonomy places the organism in Eukaryota, Metazoa, Rotifera, Eurotatoria, Philodinida, Philodinidae. The record is from the annotation of a GenBank genome assembly.
AUGGCCACGAUUACAGAAACAAAGACAACGCAGUCUACUCCAAUUGAGUUUUCUGUAUCCCAUGAAACACUUCAAUUCGGAAGUAAUGAAACCAAUAUUUUAGCUUUUUGGAAGCAAAUCAAUGCAUUCGAAAUAAGUAAUAGAUUAUCCAAGGACCGACCAAAAUGUAUAUUCUAUGAUGGUCCACCAUUUGUUACUGGUCCUCCGCAUUAUGGACAUAUUUUAACGGGAACAAUUAAAGAUGCCCUUACUCGAUGGGCUUAUCAAACAGGGCAUCAUGUUGAACGUCGAUUUGGUUGGGAUUGUCACGGUCUAGCACUGGAAUAUAAAAUCGAUAAAAUACUUAAUAUAAAAGGUCCUGAUGAUGUCGCUAAAAUUGGUAUUGCUGCUUAUAACAAUUACUGUCGACAAUUUGUUAUGCAAUAUGCUCAAGAAUGGGAAGAUGUUGUGAAUCGUAUGGGUCGAUGGAUUGAUUUUCAACGAGAUUAUAAAACAAUGUAUCCAUGGUAUAUGGAAUCAGUUUGGUUUAUUUUUAAACAAUUAUAUGAAAAAGGUUUUGUUUAUUAUGAUUUUAAAGUAAUGCCAUAUUCAAUGGAUUGUUGCACUCCAUUAUCCAAUUUUGAAGCGACUCUAAAUUAUAAAGAUAUUGAUGAUCCAGCUGUUUGGAUAUCAUUUUCACUUGUUGAUGAUUCAACUGUUAAACUUGUUGCUUGGACAACAACUCCAUGGACAUUACCAUCUAAUCUUGCACUUUGUGUUAAUGCUAAUUCAGUUUAUGUUAAAAUUCUUGAUAAAACAAAGAAUGAAAUUUUUAUUCUAAUGAAAAAACGAUUAGAUGAACUUUAUAAAAAGCCUGAUAAUUAUGAAAUAUUAGAAAGUUUCCAAGGAUCUCAAUUGCAAGGAAAACAUUAUAUACCAUUAUUUCCGUAUUUUGCUAAUGUAAAAACAGCAUUUCGUGUAUUGUGUGAUGAUUAUGUAACAGAAGAUAGUGGUACAGGUGUUGUUCAUCAAGCUCCCUAUUUUGGAGAAGACGAUUAUCGUGUUUGUCUUGCCAAUGGUGUUAUUAAUAAACAUACAGGACCUAUUGUUUGUCCAAUCGAUGCACAAUGUCGAUUUACUAAUGAAGUUAAAGAUUUUGAAGGACAAAAUGUAAAAAUUGCUGAUAAAUCUAUUAUAAAAGAUUUAAAAGAAGCUAAAAGACUUGUUCAUCAAUCCGUAUUCAAACAUUCAUAUCCAUUUUGUUUGAGAAGUAACACACCAUUAAUAUAUCGUGCUGUUCCAUCGUGGUUUAUUCGUGUUGAAGGAAUGGUUAAUCGUUUAUUAGCUAAUAAUAGUAAAAUAAAUUGGGUACCUGACUUUGUUAAAGAAAAACGUUUUGCUAAUUGGCUUCGUGAUGCACGCGAUUGGGCUAUUUCACGAAAUCGUUAUUGGGGAACUCCGAUUCCAUUAUGGAUUAGUGAUGAUGGACAUGAAAUUGUUUGUGUUGGUUCAAUUGAAGAAUUAAAACAAUUAUCUGGAAUAUCUGUUGAUGAUAUUCAUCGAGAAUUUGUUGAUGAAAUCACAAUUCCAUCUCGAUUAGGUAAAGGUUUAUUACGUCGAAUACCUGAAGUAUUCGAUUCUUGGUUUGAAUCUGGUUCUAUGCCGUAUGCACAAGUUCAUUAUCCAUUUGAGACACGUCAUACAUUUAUGGACACAUUUCCAGCUGAUUUUAUUGCUGAAGGUAUUGACCAAACACGCGGAUGGUUUUAUACAUUAUUAGUUAUUUCAACGGCUUUAUUUGAUCAACCAUCAUUCAAAAAUGUCAUUGUUAAUGGAAUUAUUUUAGCACGUCAGCAAGAAAAAAUGUGUGGCAGAAAACUGGAUCAUCCUGAUCCAAAGAAAAUUUUCGACGUCUAUGGCGCGGAUGCGCUUAGGCUUUAUUUACUAACAUCGCCGGUCGUACGCGGUGAAUCACUCAGAUUUAAAGAAGAAGGUAUUGACGAUAUUCUUAAAAAUGUGUUUUUACCUUGGUAUAAGACACUACGUCUUCUUAUUCAAUCAUGUGAUCAAUUAAAAAGUGACGAAAAAAUUGAAUUUAUUUAUAAUGAAAAAUGUUUCUAUACAUCAAUGUCAUCAAAUCCAAGUGUUCUUGAUAAAUGGAUUGUAUCUUAUACACAAACAUUCCUUGAAUUUGUUAAACAAGAAAUGAACGUUUAUCGUUUGUAUACGGUGGUGCCUCGUCUUGUUAAAUAUAUUGAUAUGUUAACUAAUUGGUAUGUUAUAUUGAACAACAAACGUUUUAAGGGUGAAACAACAGUAGAAGAUCGUCUUGUUUCAUUAAAUGUUCUUUAUUAUAUUCUUUUAAUAAUGGCUAAAUUAAUGGCACCAUUUACACCAUUUUUUGCUGAAUAUUUGUAUCAAAUUUUAAGAAAAUUAAUGCCACAAUCAGCAUCUGAUACUGAACAAGAACUAAGUGUUCAUUUUCAAAUGAUUCCAAAAUCAAAUCAUUCAUUAGUAAAUAAGAAUAUUGAAAGUGUUGUAGCUGUUAUGCAAAUAGUUACUAAAUUAGGUCGACAUCUACGAGAACGAAAAGUUAUUCCUAUGAAAUAUCCAUUACCAGAAUUAGUUGUUAUUCAUAAAGAUCUAUCCAUAUUAAAAAAUAUUGAAUCCUUAGAAGAUUUCAUUCGUGAAGGUUUAAAUGUACGUAAAGUAAUAUAUUCUCAAGAUUAUAAACUUUAUGAUAUUAAAAUGCAUGUGGAACCCAACUAUCCAACAUUAGGCAAAAAGUUUGGUAUUAAAGUUAAACAAAUAUCUGAAAAACUCCGUGGACUAUCUUAUGCAGAUAUUGAAAAAUUCUUAUCGAAGAAUCAAGAUGAAAGUCCAUUAACAAUGCUUGACGAUGUACCAAUUGAAUGGGAAGAUAUUCAUAUUAUUUAUCGUGUAGGACAAGAAACACGUUUUGAAGCUACUGCUGAACAAGGAUUUAUUGUUUUACUUGAUUGUACAGCGGAUGUAUCAUUAAUAGAUGAAGAUCUUAUUAAUGAAAUUACAAGUCAAGUUCAAAAACUCUGCAAACAGGUUAAAUUAAUUUCAACUGAUGAUAUAACAAUUUAUUAUUCGGUUGAUCCACAAACAAGUGAAAUUGCUCGUAUUGCAUCUGAACGACGAGACGACAUUGAAGCUAUUCUUAAAAAACCGUUUAUUUCAUUGACUAAUUUAAUGAAUAAAGAUAACAACAAUGUAGUUACAGCUAAAAAGCUUCCUAUAAGAGAUGGUGAAAUUGAACUCGUCAUCAUUCGAAAUGCAUAA